Aspergillus pseudotamarii is the source of this 1311-nucleotide messenger RNA. Its product is annotated as phosphatidylserine decarboxylase family protein. The transcript is spliced from 3 exons. The record is from RefSeq and is a predicted model, not a curated record. The coding region runs from base 1 to 1311 and encodes 436 amino acids. NCBI's taxonomy places the organism in Eukaryota, Fungi, Ascomycota, Eurotiomycetes, Eurotiales, Aspergillaceae. Gene Ontology annotation, cellular component: mitochondrion. Gene Ontology annotation, molecular function: phosphatidylserine decarboxylase activity. Gene Ontology annotation, biological process: phosphatidylethanolamine biosynthetic process.
AUGAUAUCGGACCUAUUAGCUUUCUUAACCAGAGGAUUUGGCAGGCAUGUGCCCGCCGCUGGUAAUCAGGAAUACGUCUCCUGGCUUGCCAAUCUGCUUGGGGAGGUAGAGAGGAACCCCCAAGAUCUGCACCCUGUGUUGGGUGAAUUCGAGCGCCUCAUUGAAACCAAUCCACGUAUCUAUAUGCUCCUCCAGUCCAUGCUCCAGGAAGCCCAGGAAUGUAGGCUUGGCAUAGAGCAGAAUGUGGAGAUUCAUGACUACCAUAAGUUGCUACGGGUCCUCAACUACAUCAUUACGCAUGCACCCCCUUGGACUGAUGACCAUCCCGGUGUGCCGAUGCUUGUCCUCCUUCAAUCCUCUAUGCCAACUGUCAGUGGCUACGCCUUUUUCCAGGAUCCUGAGGUGAACAAGCUCAUCAAGAAGACUCUGAAUGCUUGGGCUGAUUUCCUGUCUUCACCGGAAUCGGCUGGUGUGCUCAAUACUUCUAUAGCUGGUUGGUUCAGCACAGGAGGCCUUCGGAGGUUGACUGACACAGCAAACAUCGGCGGCGAGGGCUUUAAAUUCGAGGAGCUGUAUAUCUGUAACCCCGAUGCUCCACACUAUGGUUUCAAGUCCUGGGAUGACUUUUUCACGCGCAGAUUCAGAGAGGGUGUUCGACCAGUUGCCUUUCCCGAUGAUGAUAGUGUCAUCGUCAACCCUUGCGAGUCGCAGCCCUUUGCUGUUGCGAGGCAGGUCAAAGCCCGUGACUCAUUCUGGAUCAAAGGAAAGACGUACUCGUUGUCUGAUAUGCUUGGAAAUACCUUUGUGACGCCCUUCCUUGAUGGGACGGUCUACCAAGGUUAUCUGGAUACUUUCAGCUAUCACCGAUGGCACUCACCUGUUUCAGGCAAGGUUGUUAAGUCUUACGUACUGGAUGGCACGUAUUUUUCCACCCCGGAAGCUUUGAAUGUCAACCCGCCGAAUAAGGAUCCCGGAAAUGAGAUCCUUUACCAAGGAUACCUGGCGGCCAUGGCAACACGCGCUGUGAUACUUAUUGAAGCAGAGAACCCAGAAAUUGGACUGAUGGCAUUUCUAGCCAUUGGUAUGGCUGAGAUAUCCACUUGUGAGAUCUCUGUGUGCGAAGGGGAUUGUUUGAGCAAGGGUGAUGAGCUCGGUAUGUUCCAUUAUGGGGGUUCAUCGUAUUGUUUGAUCUUCCAAAAGGGUGUCAAUGUCAUGUCGUUUCCAGAAGUUGGAGGGGAAAAGAAUAUACCCGUUCGGGGUCAGUUGGCAACUGUGACGCCAAUGGAGGUGGACGGUUUCCAAGUUGUAUGA